CUGAGACUGACAACAAAAUUUCAUUGUCAUUUGAGACGUAAAUUAAUUUCAUUUAGAGCCUGCUGACAGAGUUCCAAGAUGUUUUCGUUUUUACAGCGAAUUUUAGACUGGUUUAAGAGUCUGUUUUGGAAAGAAGAAAUGGAAUUGACGUUAGUGGGACUGCAAUAUUCUGGGAAAACGACGUUCGUGAAUGUGAUAGCGUCUGGGCAGUUCAGUGAAGACAUGAUUCCCACAGUUGGUUUCAACAUGAGGAAAAUAACAAAGGGAAAUGUCACAAUAAAAUUAUGGGACAUAGGUGGUCAGCCAAGGUUCCGCAGCAUGUGGGAGAGAUAUUGUAGAGGGGUGAAUGCAAUUGUAUAUAUGGUGGAUGCUGCAGACCAUGAUAAACAUGAGGCAUCUCGUAAUGAGUUACACAACUUGUUGGACAAACCUCAGCUUUUGGGCAUUCCAGUUCUAGUCUUAGGAAACAAGAGAGAUUUACCCGGUGCGCUGGAUGAAAAGGAGCUUAUUGAGCGAAUGAACUUAUCAGCCAUUCAAGACAGAGAAAUAUGUUGUUAUUCUAUAUCCUGCAAAGAAAAAGAAAAUAUAGAUAUUACAUUACAGUGGCUCAUACAGCACUCAAAGGGGGGACGUUAACCAGUGACUGACUAUUUAGAGAACAAAUUACCUGUGUUCUUCUUUCAAGAACAAAACUAAAGAUAUGGAUGCCUGGAAGUGUGGCAUUGCUGCCACAAUCAUACCUGGAACAGUACUCUCAUGAUUUUAUUCGCUUACACAGUUUUGAGGUCCACCAGGGGCAUGAAGAGAAUGGACUCUUAAGUCAUGUUUAUUGUCAGAAUUCAGUAUUUGGCCAUUUGGACAUGUUACUGUUCGGAAUUGCCUAUGCUGAACAGGGCCUCCAGAUGUCACAUGGCCCACAGCCUGCCCCCAGAACUUCACCCUUCAGGUGAACUGUAAUGUUGUCUGUAUUUAUGUAUAUAUUAGCACUUUGUAUGUAAGGUUCAUUAGAGCCGACCUUAAUCAAAGCCGUAAUUAUAAUUAAUUGGAUGUACAUGUAACUGUUUAACAUCAUUUGAUCAUCUGACUGCCAUUUACUUAUUGUAGAUGCAAACAUUGUCAUACCUGUGACCAAUGCUUAUGUUUGUACAAAUGUUGAUGUCUGGUAGUAUAUUCAUGCUUAAAAUAGGACACACUGACUGAUGCUGAAGGAAAUUGCUUCAGUGUAGUGUUAUUUAACGUCUGUGGGUGUGUCAUGUCUUUAUGCCUUAACACUCAGAUGAUUUAUAAAGUUCUGCAGAUCAGUUGCCUAAAAGUCAGCUUCUGCAUGUAUAUUAUAGUAAAAUGCUAAAUUAGCAGCAAGCAGCUUUGUUCAAGUGUGCAGUUCAGGAAAUGCACAUUAAAGGUUGAUUGCUGUAGUUUUAUUAUGUGCUUGAGAAAUCAUAGUGUAUUCUUUUCCCAUAAAAGUAAAAGUGUUCCGUGAGAAAUGCAGUUUAAAUAAUUUCUGUCGUGAAUUUUUAUCAAGGGUAUUUCACGUUGUCAGGUAGUGCAUUUUUACUCACAUCCUCCAUAGCUGAUAACCAUCAAAACUGCAUUCGAUCAUUUUUAGCUAUGUGUGUGCUUGAAAGCCCCUCAGCGAUAUUUGCAUAGAAGUUUUAGAACAGUAAACACUAUGUUAAUCAAUUUCAUUCGGAUUAUUAGACUUAUUUAGAUCAUUGUUGAUGGAAGGUUAACCUUAAAAUGCCAUGGCGUUUUUCAGUCUCUUUUGGGGGUUGAAUUUGGAUAUUAUAGUCUUGAAUUCAAAAGCUUUCAGAUAAAUGUAUACUGUGAAACAGGGGACUUCAUUUUAAAUAUUGCACACAGUAAUUUGGAAGUCAUUAUAUGUGUAUGUAAAGAAGUGUCAGUAGUGGGCUUCAAAAAUACUGCCCAAAAGAUGUGGUUUUAAAAUGUCAGGAGGCUAUGUUCAGCCUUAUUACUUUCUUGAUGGUUGUUUGGUGGUUAAUUUCAGCAUGUGUGUUGCUUUGUAGAAGGUUAAAAAUGAUUUGGUCUUUCUCCAUUGACAUUCUUAACAAGAGAUGUACCAUCUCACUAAAGUGUACUGGAACCAUAGAAAUUUACACUUAGUUCAUAUUAAUAUUUUUCAAGUAAUACACUGUUUUGUACUUUAUAAAAUUCUUUAAGUUUGUAUGAUGAUUUGUGGAAGUGAAGCAGUGGAAUUCUGAGACCGUCUGUCUACAAGAGGCAGCAUUUCUUGCAGUUCAGAAAAUAGCAAUGCUUUGUUGUUCAAGUAGGCUGAGGGCACUGCUGUAGUGUUACAAGAUUUGCUUCCCUUGUUGUAGGUCUGAAGAACACCAUUGUACAGUAGAUAACCCUGAGGAACAAUAAUGAAAGAAGUUAUGUCGAAAUCAAAUUGGCAGUUUCAAUAUCAGUUUUUAUAUGACUAAAAGCACUUUGAUAAAAUUCAAUAGUGUGCAGAUGGGUGAAGCCAGAGGAGUGAUUGCAUGUGCGGAUCUCCAAAUUCCUUAAGAUUUAUAUUCAAAUGAAAUUGUGUUUUGUAUAACAUUUGUAUAAGGAAGUAAGACUUGGGAUUUAAUCUAGUGUGUGAGCAAACGAAGGAUGCUGAUAUGUUUGAGAAAGUGUGUUUGAUUUGAUGCACUGCUACUUUUCCUGAUAUUUACAGGUACGCAUACUCCUUAGCCCACAAGCUGUAAAUACAAAGCUGUAAGUCAUCCAUGUUCUUCCAAAUCUUUGGUCCUAGAACAAAUGUCAUAUACCAUUAAUUCUCCUUUCUCAACCAAAACAUCUUGUGUUUGUCAUUCAUAGUUGUUCUAUUGUAUUUUUUUUUCCUCAUGGCAUCUGCUAUAAUGGCCUGUGUGUAUUAGUAUGUGUUAUUUAUCACUUUGGGAGAUAAUGGCUUGUACAUUAAAUUACAAUUAAAAUUCCAACCUGAUCCAUCAAUUUUGAAAUAUCUUUAACCAAUUUAUAUUACUGCUUAUUGACAUCUAAGUUUCCUUUAAAUCUCAUACUCUUGAUAUGUCACUUUUGACACGUCAGAGAUUACCAGUAACAUUAUGUAUGACAUUGGUGAACUUGCUGAAGUUUCCUCACCGCUGGUAGUUUACCCAGCCCAUUCAAACAUCCCGGUUUCCUCCACCUAUGAAAAUUGACCAACAUAAAUUUGUAAGGCUGCAUUCACUGGUUCUGGUGGUGCGAUUAGGAAUUCAUGUAGUUUAACGAAAAUAAAAAACAUGCUCUACUUUGUGCAACUAUAGUAGUUGACAAAUUGCUUCAUCUGAAUGUCUUGCGAAACAGACUUCAAUUUUCAUUCCAUGUGUCGAUCAAGCCGAUUGAAAAAUUCUCCUGUAUCUCGAUGUAAUAAUAGAUGUAAUAAUUUGAAAAAAAAAAAUUGUUCUGCUGCCUGUACCAAGUUUUGAAAAUGUACUGACAUGGAAGCAAAUAUUGAAGGGCAGUUAGUCAAAAUUUUGCUUUUUAUAUACAGUGGGUAACCUGGGUAAUUUUGCAUAAGCAAUAUUUUGAGCAAAUUAGAGGUUCUUAGGAGUCUAGAUUCUCAAGAACGAAUGUGUUGUACUGUUUGUCUACUGUGUCGAUAUGACCCCCCCCCUCCUCUCAGCCCUCUCCUGUUACCAGUUUUCUAAGUGUUGAAUGGAACAAACAAAAUGGUUGAAACUCAAGUGGGACAAUGUGUCCCACUUUUCUAACAUUAAACAGGACGCCAUCUAAAAUGAUUGAUAAACUAAGAUACACUAAUCUGAAA
Liolophura sinensis is the source of this 3772-nucleotide messenger RNA. Its product is annotated as ADP-ribosylation factor-like protein 8B. Gene Ontology annotation, biological process: protein transport; anterograde axonal transport. Lineage: Eukaryota; Metazoa; Mollusca; Polyplacophora; Chitonida; Chitonidae. The transcript has 6 exons. The record is from RefSeq and is a predicted model, not a curated record. The coding region runs from base 79 to 636 and encodes 185 amino acids. Gene Ontology annotation, cellular component: lysosomal membrane. Gene Ontology annotation, molecular function: GTPase activity; GTP binding.